AUGAGUUGUGCAGGAGCACAGGAAGAAUCUCUGGAAUCUCAUGUCAAAGAAUUGGUGUUGAAAAAGGAGAUAGGCAAAGGGUCUUAUGGCAAAGUCUAUAAAGCUGUGUGGAAGGGACGCGACGUUGCAGCGAAAAGGUUUCACUCUGUAUUCUUUCAAAAUGGCUCCUGCCUGCAAGAACACUAUAUGGAGGAAUUUCAGCGAGAAUGGAAUGUUCUAAAGCUUCUCGACCACCCUAAUGUAGUAAAACUACACACUGUUUUAUUUCCUAAAGGACUCUCACCCAUAAUAAUCACUGAAUUACUUCACUGUGACCUGGAAAAGUACAUUAGAGAGUCCACAACCAUACCAAAAAUCCCUGAAAUGAAACUGAUUUGCAUCGCUUUAGAUGUAAUCGAAGGUCUUAAUUACAUGCAUGGCUUGGAGCGUCCUGUUGUGCAUCGUGACUUAGCAACAAAAAAUAUAUUGCUAACAGAGCAUGGUAAUGCCAAGGUUGCAGAUUUGGGGGUGGCCAAAAUAUUUGAAGCAGGCUGUGAAAUGCAUGCCACCAAUGUUCCAGGAACACCGCUAUACACAGCUCCUGAAACAUACCCUGUCAUGAAGCAGUUUGAGGUGGUAGGAAAUGCAAGGUAUGGCCCAAAAGUUGAUAUAUUUUCUUUUGGUGCAGUGGUUAUGGCUAUGAUUGUUGGACAUGAACCAAGUGUGUGGCCGUUAACUCCAAUCACCAAAGGUAUGUUUUGAAGCAAGCAUUCUUCAUUCCAUAAGUUGCAGUCAAAAAGGCUGCCUGACUCAUUUAAGAAGUGGUGAACACGUCAAGUUAUUAGGGACUUUAAGAUCCAACGAUGCAGACAACAACGAGAAUGUAAAAAAAAAUUGGUUUACUUAGCAAAACAACAACUUCGCAUGUGCAUCACACUUUUUUGUACAUUUCUUUCCUGUUUCUGCAUGACUACGACAUGAGAAUGCCUAAUAUUGCAUUUUAUGGAGGACGUAAACAAGCAACAACAAAAUUUUAUUUCUCUUUCUGAGCUUGAAUUUGGUCCCUUGAAAUUCAGCUUCAGGAGGGUUCGCCUAAGUGGGUAGGAAUGAUCGCUAUAAAGACUGAAAGAAGGCAAAUUCACUUUGUAAGCGACGUUCUUGUUGCCGUCACGGCAUUGGAUCUUAAAGUCCCUAUUGAUGUACUCAGGAGGUUGCUAUAAGCACAAAAGAAGCACAGUUACUUGACAAGUACCCUAGAACAACUCUAGCUUCUUGAGUGCUUAGCAAACCUCCCAAGUACAUUCAUGACUUGAUGAUUGCACGGCUACCACAGAAUCAAUGAGAACAACUUUACCAGUAUUAGUCCUCACAGGUAGCUGGGAAAAGAUUUGAGUGUUAUUGGUACCAAUGCAUUACGAUGCAUGCAAAUUAUUCUUUACAAAGUUGUUUCUUUCAAAAGGAUCUUUUCACUGAAUAAGUUCUUUUCUGCAGGCUUUCUACGAUACCUAAAUCUAUAUCCAGUUAAGUACAUAUCCAUGUAUCCCUACAAGUAGUACUAUCUGCCCAGUACAGAUCCCUAGAGAGGGAGGAAAAGGAGCAGUGGUGACUGCGUGUUUUUUUUUCCUAGAAAUUCUAUUCUAAUCACAGAACUUGGUUCCAAUAUUAGAGACAGUUUGAUAUGGGGAAGUCCCAACUUAGAACUUCCAUAAAUUUAUUGAUUUGAUGCAAUAUAUCAAGCAGGAGACACAGCGUUUUGUCACCAAAUGAAAUACUGAGAAGAAUUACCAGAGUAUACCAUCAACUGACGUGAUACAACUCACUUUGACUCUGAAGAUGACUACCGCACAGGUUGUCAAAAUGUCAGUCACUGUCAACAACAGCAGUCCUAUUCAGGACUACGUUCACCCAGACGAUCAAACUCAACCUACUUUUGAAAUGACUCCUGCGUUCAAACCUUUCACAGUUUUACUGAGAAGAGAGUUGAAAAUAGGACGUGCAGUGGAAUGUUUUUGACAAACUUAAAGGUUGUUUCAUCUGGUGAUGAAACACUGUGUCGAAUGCUCAGUAUUACGUCUUUCAAACAAAAUGAUUUUAGAAAGAGAGAUUAAGGAUGCAAAAAUGGGCAGUUUUUCAUCUGAUUUCCUUAACACUCACAUUUCCUUUGUGUUUUCUUUUUUAAUAUGAAUUAAAUUAUUAAUGAGUUUGAGAAGUUCAUUCUGAAAAAUCAUUGAUAUAUCAAUGAAAUCUUCUUUAACACCCUUUUUAAGGUGGUUUAACACCCAAGGUAAAGGUAAGAGAUACCUUUGCUAGCCGUUGCAGUGUUGAGCAAAAUAAAUUUGCAGUAUUGCUAUACAAUUUGUAGUUUGAACUUGUAAGCUGCUCUGAACAAACUGCCAAAUCCCUGCUACAAUGAUAUGUUGCCCCAUGGCCACCUCAAUUUAACUCGUAUAUAUUAAGAAGAAGUGAGGAAAAAAUAAAGUAGGGACCUUCAUAACAGGAUUAUAUUCAAGACAGGUAACCCAUCUAGUUCCUAACCCCGCCAAACACGACUUAACUUGAGUGGCACUAUUAAAAAGUGAAUUUUGCAAGGGUAAUGUGAGAUACAUAUCUCUAGUAAAACAGGGGACUGUUUAUUUAUUUUGCUGAAGAUCUAAGUGGCAAAGUGGAUAAAUGGAUCUGUAAAUCAUUUAAUUUUUUUAAUCUAUUAUUUUGAUAGAUAAAUCUGUUUUAAGUUGUAUUUUAAAAAAAUCUGAUGAAAAUUUUCAUUCCUUUAAGAUGGUGAGAUGAUCAGUGAACAUGUCCGACGCAAAAGAGACAUCACUGAGAUGGGGGAACAUUUCUUGAAAAAACUGGUGUUAGGAUGCUUAGAGAAUGACAGUACAUUGAGACCUGACAUCAAGGACAUUAAAGAAGAACUUGAAAGGCACAAAUGGAAGGUAGUGAAACGAUCAAGUUUGCAUGAGGCAGAUGAAGAAGUUCAGAUUGAGAAAGUUGGACGCCAACCAUUAUACGAUUACAAGCUCAAGGUGCUUUUUAUUGGAGACGCAGGAGUUGGAAAAUCGUGUUUAUUCAAUCGUUUCAAGAACCCUUUUUUCAAUAUUUUCUUGAGCACUACAACUACAGGGAUAGAGAUCGAUCGCAAGUCUUUCAAAUAUGGCUCUAAGUUUGUCCGUUUGGAAGUGGUUGAUACUGCUGGUCAAGAACAGUUCUUUUCUUUGCAGGCUAUGUAUUUCCGUGGUGUCCAUGGCAUUUUCUUGGUCUGUGAUGUAACUAAUCGGGAAUCAUUUGACCACAUUCCUCGAUGGCUUAACUUAGCAAAGACUUACUGCACAGAAAGCAAUGCUUUGAUCAUCAUAAUUGGGAACAAGACAGAUCAAGCUGAGGAACGGGAAGUUUCCUCUGAGGAAGGCCAUGAAAUUGCCAGACGUAAUGGCUUAAGCUACGUGGAAGCAAGUGCACUGGAUGUGAACACUAUUGAGAAAAUGUUCAAGACCAUGAUUAACCUCCUUACCAGAUCAGUUGAUCUUGGGUCAAUAAAAAUUGAACUAGGUGAUGCAAAUGGAAAAGUAAACUUGAAACCAAUGACCAAGAAGUCUAAAUGUAAGUGUAGUAGAAAGUGAUUUCCUUCUGUAGGUGGAACAACUAGAAAAAUUAGCAUUUACCGAUAAUUCAUAUUCACAGCUGUUAGUUGUGCAUGAAAAACGUGACUGUAUAAAUGGGACCCUCACUACUGAUUGCUUAGCCCAUUCAACCCCCUGGAAAUUUUUGUUUUGAAACCCCAUUUGAAGCUAGUCAAGCCAUUUUUUGGUCACUUUCUGGCCAAAAAAAAACUUAAGUGGCCCAAAAUGUUGUUUACAAGUCCAACACUGUGCUGGCUUUAGCCUGCGCCAAAGACAAAACAGUGCCAAAAUCCUUCUCCAAGGACCCCCCACCUGCAUACCACCCUUAGUACAUACCAUGAUUGGCCUGUUAAAAAGCUAUUGUUGGUUUGCCAACCAGGUUAAAAUGAAAUUUGAAACGUUGAAGGCAAUUGAGGACCCAAAACAAAGGAUCUCAGUGCUGCUUUGCAGAUAUUACUCCCCAGGGUUUGAUUACAGCUGUGGUGCAGGCUAUGCUGGUCCAAAAUGUUGUUUACAAGUCUAACACUAUGCUAUGCUAUGGUUUUUUUUUUAUUUUCCUGAGUUCAGGCCCCGGGGGGGUGGGACUCCCAUAUGAAACAGACGGGGAUGCUUGUCGUCUCGUUUAGGGGUGUAGAUUUUGGAUUUUGGUCUCGCUUAGGGUGUUCCAGGCAAGGCGCCAAUAUUUUAAGCCGCCAAGGUCUCGUUUAGGGUUCCGCGAAGAAACACAGAAUUACGCGAAGAGAAACGGAGAUCAAAUUUUCUUUUUAACUUUGUUUGUUAUGUCUUUAUAUCAUUAAAACUCAUUGCAUGUCGUAUUUGUGUGUUUUUAAGCGGUCUCUUUUAGGGGUCAAAAUUUGCUUAAGCCACGCCCAGAUUGGUCUCCUUUAGGUAUCACAAAAAGCUUGAGCCACGCCCAGAUGGUCUCCUUUAGGGGUUAAAUUCAAAAUUUCCGAUGAGCAUUCCCGUCUGUUUCAUAUGGGAGUACCCCCCCCGGGGUUCAGGCAUGCAGUGACAUGGCCCCCUCUUGCUUAAUAUGGGGCCUGCACAUUACAUGUUUGACUGUACUUGGAAUGCCCCUGGCCUAGAAAACAGCUGACAUUUCACGAUGUCACCAUUGGCUUCCCCGUAAAAUGACGUCUGAGAAACGAGC
This is a messenger RNA of Porites evermanni, 4749 nucleotides long. The record is from the annotation of a GenBank genome assembly. NCBI's taxonomy places the organism in Eukaryota, Metazoa, Cnidaria, Anthozoa, Scleractinia, Poritidae.